Malania oleifera is the source of this 2776-nucleotide messenger RNA. Its product is annotated as protein LOW PHOTOSYNTHETIC EFFICIENCY 1, chloroplastic-like. The record is from RefSeq and is a predicted model, not a curated record. Gene Ontology annotation, molecular function: protein binding. The transcript has 2 exons. NCBI's taxonomy places the organism in Eukaryota, Viridiplantae, Streptophyta, Magnoliopsida, Santalales, Ximeniaceae. Bases 503 to 2644 code for a protein of 713 amino acids.
CGGAAACUGAAGAGGGAAAAAAAUAUCUAUUAUCUACUACGAUAAGUGCUAAAGAAUGGAUGUGAGAUGAGUGGCGGUUGAGAAGGAUCACUCAGAUUUUUCAAGCAAGACAAACCUCAGUUCUCAGGUCUCUCCGUUUACCAAUCUUCUUCAAGGUAAGAACCUUGAACCCAUUUCUCUAUGUUGGUGGAAAUGCAAGUUCAGUACCCAAAUUGCAGAAGAAUGCCGUAGCUAUCCUCUACUGCACUUCUUCGCUGUAGGAUAGAAACUAAUUUGUGGAGUGGUACUCAAAUGUCUUCUUGUUCUUUUUCUGAAUUUUGGUUCUGGGUUUCAAGCGUUGGGCAUUUGGUCUGCAGCAGAUGACUAGUGGGGAGUGCCCCAAUUGCAAUUCCAGCUGGUUUCUUGUUGAGCCAUUUGUGGAGUUAUAUUCAAUGUCUUCUGGUUCAUUUACUGCGUUUUUGUUCUGGGUUUCUUUUCCCACUACUAAAUUUGUUUGAAAGAAAUGCAAGCUUUAGGCAUUUGGGCUGCAAAUGGUGACUUUUGGGGAGUAUCCCAAUUGGAAUUCGAUCUGGGUAUUUCUUGUUGUGGUUCAAGUACAAGAAGAAGGAAAAAACUAUGGAAUCCUGGUUGCCCGUUUUGUCCCAACUUCAAUUUUCCUGGAAAAUUGGGGUUGGGACAUGGGUUUUCCUCUGUGUGCCCAAAAUUCGAAGUUCGGCUCUUUCAUGGGCCAAAGAGGGAUUCUUUAAGUGAUUCUGUUGCAUUGGCUUGGGCAUUAACGGACCAAGAAGCAGUAGGGAAUGAGUUUGUGAAAGAAAAUUCAAAUUCAGUAAAUGGGCUAUCAGAAAAAUCUGAAAGGGAGAAGGUGAGUUGUCUUAAUUUGGAUUAUGAAGUGAGAGAUAGCUAUGAAGAUGGUGCUUGUGAAGGAAAAGAAGUAGAUUCACAAAAUAAGGAAGGAAUUGAAAAAGAGAGUAGAAUUGAUGUUCGGGUGCUGGCAUUGAGGUUAAGAUUUUCUAAAACUGCAGAUGAUGUGCAGGAGGUUCUAAAGGAUGAGGGGGAAGUGCCCCUUCAAGUGUUCUCAACCAUUAUUAAAGGUUUUGGCAAAGACAAGAAACUUGAUUCUGCAUUUGCUAUUGUUGAGUGGCUUAAGAGAAGGAAGAAGGAAACUGGUGGUGCUAUUGGUCCUAACCUUUUCGUCUAUAACAGUCUUCUGGGUGCAAUGAAACAAUCUAAACAAUAUGACCAAGUGGAGAGAGUCAUGAAUGAUAUGGCCAUGGAAGGUGUUGUUCCUACUGUUGUAACCUACAACACGCUAAUGGGAAUUUACUUGGAGAGAGGACGAGCUUCAGAAGCCCUUGAUUUUCUUGAGGAGAUUCAGAAGAAGUGUCUGUCUCCAUCUCCCGCAUCUUAUUCUAUAGCUCUAUUGGCUUAUCUUCGAGUCGAAGACGGGUUUGGAGCUCUAAGGUUCUUUGUUGAAUUAAGAGAAAAGUAUCUAAAAGGUCAAAUUAGAGGAGAUGCUGAUGAAGAUUGGGAAAAUGAAUUUGAUAAGCUUGAGAACUUCACUAUUCGUAUUUGCUAUCAAGUGAUGCGGCAGUGGCUUGUGAAGGGUGACAACUUCAGCCCUAAUGUGCUGAAGCUUAUUACAGAAAUGGACAAGGCACAGGUUCAGUUGGGUCGGGCUGAACAUGAGCGCCUUGUGUGGGCAUGUACAAGAGGAGAACAGUAUAAUGUGGCAAAAGAAUUAUAUAACAGAAUAAGAGAAAGGCAUUCUGAUAUUAGCUUGUCUGUAUGCAAUCAUGUGAUCUGGCUGAUGGGGAAGGCUAAAAAGUGGUGGGCAGCUUUGGAAAUUUAUGAAAAUCUAUUGGAUAAGGGACCAAAGCCUAAUAAUUUAUCAUAUGAACUGAUUGUUUCCCAUUUCAACGUACUACUCACUGCAGCUAGGAAAAAGGGAAUUUGGAGAUGGGGUGUGAGAUUGCUCGACAAGAUGGAAGAUAAAGGUCUAAAACCUGGAAGUAGAGAAUGGAAUGCAGUUCUCAUAGCAUGUUCCAAAGCUUCUGAGCCUACUGCAGCUGUGCAGAUAUUUAGGAGAAUGGUGGAGAAAGGUGAAAAGCCCACAAUUAUAUCCUACGGAGCAUUGCUUAGUGCCCUUGAAAAAGGGAAACUUUAUGAUGAGGCCUUUCGAGUGUGGGAACAUAUGAUUAAAGUGGGUGUUGAGCCAAACUUGUAUGCUUACACAAUAAUGGCUUCGGUCUGUGUUGGGCAAGGGAAGUUUAAUAGGGUUGACUCCAUCAUUCGAGAGAUGGCUUCUUCUGGGAUUGAACCUACAGUAGUCACAUAUAAUGCAAUUAUCAGUGGUUGCGCACGGAAAGGGAUGGGCAGUGUGGCUUACGAAUGGUUUCACCGGAUGAAAGUCCAAAACAUCACUCCAAAUGAGGUUACAUAUGAAAUGCUGAUUGAGGCACUUGCUAAGGAUGGCAAACCAAGGCUUGCCCUUGAGUUUUAUUUGAGGGCUCGCAAUGAGGGCCUGAAUCUUGCCUUGAAGGCGUACGAUGCAGUCAUUCAAUCAUCACAAGUCAAUGAUGCUACAAUUGAUGUUAGUGUUUUAGGCCCUCGGCCUCCUGACAACAAGAAAAGAGUAGAAACUUGAAGAACUUUGUUUCAAUUCUGUAAUUUGGCUGAUGUCCUUGGAGAAGUAAGCCGUUUGAUAAAGAGGAAAUCUACAGUCCUCAAGCAGAAGGAAGCCUGACCUUACAUGUUGGAGCAUGAUUGGAAUAGGCAA